Messenger RNA from Prionailurus viverrinus (fishing cat), 4617 nucleotides. RefSeq names its product DLG associated protein 4 (gene DLGAP4). The record is from RefSeq and is a predicted model, not a curated record. Gene Ontology annotation, cellular component: glutamatergic synapse; postsynaptic specialization. The transcript is spliced from 11 exons. Lineage: Eukaryota; Metazoa; Chordata; Mammalia; Carnivora; Felidae. The coding region runs from base 45 to 3014 and encodes 989 amino acids. Gene Ontology annotation, molecular function: molecular adaptor activity. Gene Ontology annotation, biological process: signaling.
GGCGCCCCACUAGGGCGACGGCCCCUGCCCCGAGGGCUGGGAUCAUGAAAGGCCUCGGUGACAGCCGCCCCCGCCACCUCUCCGACAGCCUGGACCCACCACAUGAGCCCCUGUUUGCAGGGCCUGACCGCAACCCCUAUUUGCUAUCGCCCACGGAGGCCUUUGCCCGCGAGGCUCGCUUCCCUGGCCAGAACGCUUUGCCUGGGGAUGGUCUCUUCCCACUCAACAACCAGCUGCCGCCUCCAAGCAGCACCUUUCCCCGCAUCCACUAUAACUCCCACUUCGAGGUGCCGGAGGAGAGCCCCUUUCCCAGCCAUGCCCAGGCCACCAAGAUCAACCGGCUGCCCGCCAACCUCCUGGACCAGUUUGAGAAGCAGCUGCCCAUCCACCGCGAUGGCUUUAGUACGCUCCAGUUCCCCCGUGGUGAGGCCAAGGCCCGUGGUGAGAGUCCUGGCCGCAUCCGCCACCUGGUCCACUCAGUCCAGCGGCUCUUCUUCACCAAGGCACCCUCACUGGAGGGCACGGCAGGCAAGAUUGGUGGCAAUGGCAGCAAGAAAGGUGGCCUGGAGGACGGCAAGGGCCGGAGGGCCAAGAGCAAGGAGCGGGCCAAGGCUGGGGAGCCCAAAAGGCGUAGCCGCUCCAACAUCUCGGGCUGGUGGAGCUCUGAUGACAACUUGGACGGCGAGAGUGGCGCCUUCCGCAGCAGUGGCCCAGCCUCUGGGCUGAUGACGCUAGGGCGACAGGCGGAACGCAGCCAGCCACGCUACUUCAUGCACGCCUACAACACCAUCAGUGGGCACAUGCUCAAAGCAGCCAAAAACACCACCACCGAGCUGACUGCCCCACCACCCCCUCCUGCACCCCCAGCUGCCUGUCCCAGCCUCGGGGUGGGCACUGACACCAACUAUGUCAAGCGGGGCUCCUGGUCCACUCUGACCCUCAGCCACGCCCACGAGGUCUGCCAGAAGACCUCAGCCACCUUGGAUAAGAGCCUGCUAAAGUCCAAAUCCUGCCACCAGGGUCUAGCCUACCAUUACCUGCAGGUGCCCGGCGGCGGCGGCGAGUGGAGCACCGCGCUGCUGUCCCCGCGCGAGGCGGACUCCGCGGCCGAGGGCCCCAUACCCUGCAGGCGCAUGCGCAGCGGCAGCUACAUCAAGGCCAUGGGUGACGAGGACAGCGACGAGUCCGGCGGCAGCCCCAAGCCCUCACCCAAGACGGCAGCGCGGCGCCAGAGCUACCUGAGGGCCACGCAGCAGUCGCUGGGAGAGCAGAGCAACCCCCGCAGGAGUCUGGACCGCCUGGAUUCAGUGGACAUGCUGCUGCCCUCCAAGUGUCCGAGCUGGGAGGAGGACUACAAUCCCGUCAGCGACAGCCUCAACGACUCCAGCUGCAUCAGCCAGAUUUUUGGACAGGCCUCCCUGAUCCCCCAGUUGUUUGGCCAUGAGCAGCAGGUACGGGAGGCAGAUCUGAGCGACCAGUAUGAGGCAGCCUGCGAGUCGGCCUGCAGUGAAGCAGAGUCUGCAGCAGCGGAGGCACUGGACUUGCCGCUGCCCAGCUACUUUCGCUCCCGCAGCCACAGCUACCUGCGGGCCAUCCAGGCGGGCUGCUCGCAGGAGGAGGACAGUGUCUCCCUGCAGUCCCUCUCCCCCCCGCCCAGCACUGGCAGCCUCAGCAACAGUCGCACGCUUCCGAGUUCAUCAUGUCUAGUGGCUUAUAAGAAGACCCCACCACCGGUCCCUCCACGUACCACGUCAAAACCCUUCAUCUCUGUCACAGUCCAGAGCAGCACCGAGUCUGCCCAGGACACCUACCUGGACAGCCAGGACCACAAGAGUGAGGUGACAAGCCAGUCGGGCCUCAGCAACUCGUCAGACAGCCUGGACAGCAGUACCCGACCGCCCAGUGUGACACGGGGUGGAGUCAUCCCAGCCCCUGAGGCCCCGGAGCCACCCCCAAAACAUGCAGCUCUGAAGAGUGAACAAGGGACGCUGACCAGCUCUGAAUCCCACCCUGAGGCCAUCCCCAAAAGGAAACUGUCAUCUAUAGGAAUACAAGAGAGGACUAGAAGGAACGGUUCCCACCUCUCGGAGGACAACGGACCCAAAGCAAUCGAUGUGAUGGCACCCUCCUCAGAAAGCAGCGCCCCCUCUCACAGCAUGUCCUCCCGACGGGACACCGACUCAGAUACCCAGGAUGCCAACGACUCAAGCUGUAAGUCAUCUGAGAGGAGCCUCCCGGACUGUACCCCACACCCCAACUCCAUCAGCAUCGAUGCCGGCCCUCGGCAGGUCCCCAAGAUUGCCCAGAUCAAGCGCAACCUCUCCUAUGGAGACAACAGCGACCCUGCCCUAGAGGCAUCCUCGCUGCCCCCGCCUGACCCCUGGCUCGAGACCUCCUCCAGCUCCCCGGCAGAGCCAGCACAGCCAGGGGCGUGCCGCCGGGAUGGCUACUGGUUCUUGAAACUACUUCAGGCAGAAACAGAGCGGCUGGAGGGCUGGUGCUGCCAGAUGGACAAGGAGACCAAAGAGAACAACCUCUCUGAAGAAGUUUUAGGGAAAGUCCUCAGUGCUGUGGGCAGUGCCCAGCUACUGAUGUCCCAGAAAUUCCAGCAGUUCCGGGGCCUCUGUGAGCAAAACCUGAACCCUGAAGCCAACCCGCGUCCAACAGCCCAGGACCUGGCAGGGUUCUGGGACCUGCUACAGCUGUCCAUCGAGGACAUCAGCAUGAAGUUUGAUGAACUCUACCACCUCAAGGCCAACAGCUGGCAGCUGGUGGAAACCCCCGAGAAGAGGAAGGAAGAGAAGAAACCACCCCCUCCAGUCCCAAAGAAGCCAGCUAAAUCCAAGCCGGCAGUGAGCCGCGACAAGGCCUCCGAUGCCGGGGACAAGCAGCGUCAGGAGGCCCGCAAGAGACUCCUGGCGGCCAAGCGGGCGGCUUCUGUGCGGCAGAACUCAGCCACAGAGAGUGCGGACAGCAUCGAGAUUUACGUCCCUGAGGCCCAGACCCGACUCUGAGACCAGGAAGCGGGAAGCAAACAAUUUUAAGUCAUUAAAAAAACAAAAACAAAAAACAAACUAAAUGUGAAUGGAACACAAUUUUCUCAACCUUUAGGAUGGUUAUUCUGUCCAGAGACCCUGAGCCAACUUUCAAAUUGACACAUACAAGGGCUCACGAUUUGGCUUUUUUGGGUCCCUUCCAGCUUUAGGUUUAUGAAGACUUCAUACAAAAGAAAGUCAACAAAAAUACGAAACUAUAAAACGUUUUUCCCCCUCUUGCUGGCCGCGGUGGACUAGGUAGACGGACCUCGGCAACUCCCGGCCCAGCCUCCGGACUGCGGUCUUUUUACUUGUUCUAUCUAACGGGGACUCGCACUAGCUUGUUUACAAGACGAGGACAGUCCGAGGACAGCCUGGGGCCCCUGCCAUGUCCUUCCUUCUCCUCCAGCCACCCUGCUCUGACCUUGCAGUUUUCAUUCUUACGUUUUUCUCUUUUCCCUUCAGAGCCCACACAGGGGUCACCGUCCUAGCUGUCGGCUUGCUGGUUCUCAGCCCUGUUUGUGGUUGAGAGCCCAGAGGACAGAGGUGGAUAUGCACCCCUGCCCAAGUGCUCACACACACUCACGUGCACACGCAGGUACAGGCUCCCCACAGCAGAAGCAGCCAGCCCCAGGCAAGGGGACGGGGGUCCUCGCCUCUCCGAGAAGGGGAGGAGGGUUGAAGUCUUUGGGGAAAAAAUGAGAUAAAAGCCACAGUUAUCACACUCCAGACUCCCGCCUUUUUCUUCUCACCAACCCCCUCUUCCUUCAGUAAAAUGUUUGAUUCAGAGUGACUUGCAGGGGACGCUCGAGAGAGGAACCCCAUUUUCCAGGGGCUGUCUGUCCCUGGCCAAGCCUGUGUACAGUACCUGAGGGGCGGGCGGCUGCGUCUGUACGUAUGUGUACAUAUGCACAUAGACCUUAGAGUGUAUAUUUAACAAACGCCCCUCUGCUCACCCAUGCCCACCAGCGCCGCCGCUGGCUCUCGGGGCACCUGGCAGGAGGCGGGUGUGUGAAUAGCAUAUAUUUUUACAUGUACUAUAUCUAGGUGUGUGUACAAGUGUGUGUAAAAAUAUAUACCUUGUGUGUAAGCGGCCUUUUUUUGGUCUCCCACCUGCCCCCUGCCGUGGGCCCAUCUGCCCAGCCUCUUGAGUUUUCUGGGGUUUUGUUUUUUGUUUUUUUGUUUUUUUUACCCCAAUAUUCCUUCUCUCUCCCUGCCCCCCAGCCCCACUCCCAGGGUGUCAUGAGCCCUGAGCUGCAAUGGCCCGGGCCUGCAGGGUUGGGGGCAGGCAGGGCGAGGGGGAGGCCCAGCCCUCAGCGAGCUCAGUGCACGAGGAGGGCUGCUCUCUACCAUGGAGACAGAGCUGGCAUUAGAGACGUCCUCGUGUCUGGCACUUGCUGUAGGGGCCCCGGGUGAACUGAGGGCCUGCUCUGGGGCCCCAUUCCAGCUUGGCCGCCGUCUGUGACCUUGGGCAAGUCACUUGACCUCUGUGUGCCUCAACUUCCUCCUCUGUAAAAUGGGGACAGUCCCUGCCCCUCCCUACCUCACAGGCAUGUUGUGAGAAUAAAUGAGGUAACGUGUA